Molecule: messenger RNA, 823 nt
Organism: Carassius auratus (goldfish)
Lineage: Eukaryota; Metazoa; Chordata; Actinopteri; Cypriniformes; Cyprinidae
Product: E3 ubiquitin/ISG15 ligase TRIM25-like
Exons: 1
Coding region: 44-640 (198 amino acids)
Molecular function (GO): zinc ion binding
Source: RefSeq, a predicted model, not a curated record
CCUGUUUUCGUGUGAAUCUUUGACUGAGUUUGAAAGCCUAAAAAUGGCACAAUUUUGUUUUAAUGCUGAAAAUGCUUUAAACUGUCCGAUCUGUCUGAAUCUGCUUACAGACCCAGUGACUACAUCUUGUGGCCACAGUUACUGUAUGGACUGCAUCGAGAGAUCCUGGGAUCAGGAGGUUUAUAAAGGAGUGUACAGCUGCCCCAAAUGCAGGACACAAUUCAACCAAAGACCAACUCUCAGCAGAAGCACAGUGCUAGCUGAAAUUGUAGAUGGAAUGAACCAGGAGGAUCCAGCUGGCCCUGAAGAUGUGCCGUGCGAUGUUUGCAAAGGAAGAAAACUAAAAGCCAUCAAGUCUUGUCUGGUGUGUUUGGCUUCUUACUGCCAGUCUCACAUUCAGCCUCAUUAUGAGUCUGAAGCUUUUAGAAAGCACAAGCUGGUAAAUGCUUGCUCAAAUCUACAGCAGCAGAUCUGCCCACAACAUCAUAAAGCGCUGGAGAUUUACUGUCAAGAUGACCAGAAGUGUAUAUGUGUAGUUUGUUUGGGGGGUCAGCACAGUGGCCAUAAAACAGUCUCAGCUGCUGACGAAAUGGAUAAAAAACAGGUAAAACAGUGUAUUUGCUGUAUGGGAUGUUUUUAGAAUGCAGGGGAAUGUUUAAAGGGGUCAUAUGAUGCGAUUUCAAGUUUUCCUUUCUCUUUGGAGUGUAACAAGCUGUUUGUGAAUAGAUAAAAUUCCUAAAGUUGCAUAGACUAAAGGCUCAAACCCUUGAUUGGCUGUUGCCGCCAGGGCCAUGUUCUGGAGAUCCUGUUUCGAUGCUGUUUU